AUGGCCACGCGGAGGAUACAAGAGCGUCAUGGAAGCUGUAUGUCUGCAUCUGCCCAACGGUUGCAGGGCAUCCAACUGCAGCGAAAUCGGGGAUACGGGAGGUUGCACUGCCUCGUUCAGAUCAGAGAAGCGGAAUUCUGCGUCGUGAUCAACGAGGUGGUCAACAAGCCGGAGGACAUCGGCGACACGAAGGGCGUCGAUUUCCUGGAGCUGAAGAACGACUGCGAGCAGAGCAUCGACAUGACCGGCUGGGUCAUCAGCGACGAGGACGGGAAGGAGUUCGUUAUGGGUGCCGAGGGCUGUGAGGGGAAGCACGUGAUCGACGCAAAUGGCUACUUUGUAUUCUUCAGAGAAUCGGACUGUUCGUUUACUUUCGGAUUCACGAAAAAUGACAAGGCCACCCUGAAGGACGGAACGGGUCUCGUGAUGGACGAGACGGAGUGGUCUGAGGGCGACGCCGACAAAGGUUUCUCGUGGUCCAGAAUUCCCGACGGCAGCGGCCCGUUCCAAACCAGCCUCCCCACCGCGGGCGUGCAGAAUGUGGCAGCGUGA
Messenger RNA from Ostreobium quekettii, 552 nucleotides. The record is from the annotation of a GenBank genome assembly. Lineage: Eukaryota; Viridiplantae; Chlorophyta; Ulvophyceae; Bryopsidales; Ostreobiaceae.